This is a messenger RNA of Colletotrichum graminicola M1.001, 291 nucleotides long. RefSeq lists its product as uncharacterized. The transcript is spliced from 2 exons. NCBI's taxonomy places the organism in Eukaryota, Fungi, Ascomycota, Sordariomycetes, Glomerellales, Glomerellaceae. The record is from RefSeq and is a predicted model, not a curated record. The coding region runs from base 1 to 291 and encodes 96 amino acids.
AUGAGCCACGAGUAUGAUGCCAAGAUUACUGCGAGGGUGCUUAUUGCCAAGAUUAACGCAGAUGUCUUGACCACUAAGUCCACCGCGGGGUGGCGGCUCGGCGCGGAGAGGCCGGGAAAGGGACGAGGGAGGUCAAGUCAGGAGAGACGGCAGGACGAAGUGAGAGGAGGAGAAGAAGAAGCAGAAGAAGAAGAACAAGACAAAGUGUCGAUGAUGCCCACGAGGCAGAUGCAGAUGCAGACGCAGACGCAAAGGGGAAACCAGGAGGCAUGCGAAAGACGCCACAGAUAG